Microdochium trichocladiopsis is the source of this 1617-nucleotide messenger RNA. RefSeq lists its product as uncharacterized. The record is from RefSeq and is a predicted model, not a curated record. NCBI's taxonomy places the organism in Eukaryota, Fungi, Ascomycota, Sordariomycetes, Xylariales, Microdochiaceae. The transcript has a single exon. The coding region runs from base 1 to 1617 and encodes 538 amino acids.
AUGUUGUUUGAUACAGCACAUAUCCUCGGCAUUCUCUUGAUUAUCCUCAACCAAACUUCUGCUCGAGAGUGCGAUACUCCACUUGCACCAGAACAAUAUGUCGGUACUCCUUUCGAUCAUGCCCUGCCGCGGUCGGCUUCUUCAGAGGUCACGUUCUUCAAAAUCAAGGAUCCAACGGGCGAAUUCCUCUGCGACUCAGAAGACGCGAGAGCAGAUCUGAGCCUGCUCAAUUACAUGUCGCUCAACAAGGACGGCGAACGCCCUGACCCCAAGAAGCUCAUGCGCGCCGUCAUCGCUGUCCACGGCUGGAACCGAGAUCCCUGGAAUUACCAUGCAGCGCUGCUGCUGGCGUUGGCGAAAGCAGAGGCUCAAGACCCGGCCAAAAGCCUUGGCACAGUGGCCGUCAUAGCGCCAUAUUUCCCGAAUGGGGACGACAAAGGCAUCGGCUACCCAUGGGACGAAGACGGAGAGAGUGUUGCCGAUAGAGCAUACUCGCCGGCACUGGUCUGGUGGGCGUCGGCGUGGUCGGCAGGAGCAGUAAACAACUACCCGCCGGAGACAAAGACUGUCUCUUCCUUUGCCGUCUUGGACCAGAUUGUGCAGUACUUUGGCAACCUGGAGCGGUUUCCGAAUAUGAGACAGAUCAUCGUCGCUGGUCAUUCGCUCGGCGGCCAGACAGUCCAGCGAUAUGUGGCGGUCGGCAAGACCAGGCAGGAGCUUGGCGUCACAGUCCCCGUAGACUACUGGAUCGGCGACCCAAACUCAUUCGUCUGGCUUAACGAGACCCGGCCCUUUCCUGUUGAUGCCUGCUCCGACUUCGACAACUAUCGAGAAGGGUUCACGGGCUAUGAAGCUUAUGGCGCCGAGCACACGGGACAGCCGAUGAACUACAAUCUCGAACUCGUCAGCCAGGGCAGCGAAGCCAUCAUCAAGAACUUUCAGGACAAGCCGGUCCACUGGGCGCGGGCGACGCGCGACCUCGGCGACCACCCUGAUGACGGGUGCGGGCCUUACACGCAGGGCAAGGAUCGCAACGAGCGCUUCUUUGCGUUCAUCCGGCAGUUCCCUCCGAGCUGUACGUCGCAGUCUGCAGAGGCCUGUGACACUGUAGAUUUCGUGGAUGCGUCGCACGAUGCACCUGCGCUGUUUGCUGACGAGUCUGGCUUGGCAAGGCUGUUUCAUGACAACUUCUACGGAAGGGGGCAGUAUGCUCCUGAUUAUGGUCACCCGAGGCAGAUGGGUUUCGAUGACCCGCGCCCAGAUGGUGGAAGACUAGGUGAGCCUCUGUUGGGGGCCGACGAGGGGGUCUAUGCUGGACAGAUGAAACAUCGGGGGUGCUGGUCUGAUGUUGAUCGAGCUCAGACGGAGCGCACUCUGAGCGAGCUUGUGUAUGAUGGACCAGAAAAUACCCGGGCAUUCUGUACUGCAACUUGUGCUGAGAGCUGGUUCAAGAUUGCUGCGGUAAGCGGAAGUCGUUGCUAUUGCGGAAAUCAGCUUGACCGGCAGGCGGUCGAAGUUCCGCCGUCUUCGUGCACGACAAAGUGUCCUGGGGAUGCGGCCCAGGUUUGCGGAGGAGAUACCCGACUGAAUGUGUUCGGCCAGGACGCCUUUGUGUAG